AUGGCGUUGCAGAAUUAUUUUCUAGCAUGCAAAAAUACCUCCAUCCACAAGAUUUACAUGACUCAGUCAUCUGGGGAUAGGAAAGGGAGUUUCCGAGAGGUGCCUAGGCCUCCAGCCGAACAAUUUGCCCCUUUGGCAUCGGUGUUUCAGCGGCGGCUACUAGUUGGUGUUGGUUCAGCUGCUCUGGUGGCUGUUGGUGCAGAUUUUGGUGGGAUUACUAGUUUUCUUCUUGGGUUAUCGCCGGAAACCGGUCGGAGUCUUAAGCUUGAUGUGCUUUAUCCAAUUGGAGGGUAUAACCGAUGCAUUGAGACGAAUGAAGGAUUUGAAUUUAUAUACCCAGCAUCUUGGGUUGGAGAUCAAAGACUACUUUAUCGAGCAGCUGAGAAGCAAGAAUAUGAGAGAUCACUUGAUCCACCUCCACUGAAUGAUGGGAAAUCUGGUGAUCCACGGCGCAAGAACAUGAACGAACCAGUUGUUGCAUUUGGCCCCCCAGGUUCAAGCGGUGAACUCAACGUUAGUGUCAUUGUCUCACCAGUUCCCCUUGAUUUCUCGAUUGAAGCAUUUGGAGGGCCAAAGGAGGUGGGAGAAGCUGUGGUUCGGAAAAUCACAGGAUCACGCCCUGACGUGAAAGGAACUUUGACAGAAUCCAGUUUAAGACAGGAUUCUGGGAGGAAGGUUAAUUACUACGAGCUGGAAUUCAGAGUUGAAAGCCCCACAUUUCGGCGGCAUAAUGUGGCAGUUUGUUGUGCUCGUGGUGGUAGAUUAUACACCCUAAACGCACAAGCACCGGAAUCGGCAUGGCCAGAUAUGAAAUCAGACUUCUAUAGGAUAGCAGAUUCAUUUAGUCUCAUCUCUUGA
Messenger RNA from Dovyalis caffra, 858 nucleotides. The record is from the annotation of a GenBank genome assembly. NCBI's taxonomy places the organism in Eukaryota, Viridiplantae, Streptophyta, Magnoliopsida, Malpighiales, Salicaceae.